GAAUGUAUAACUGAACAAUGUUUUGAUGGAUUUCAGGUGAUACGCCUGUUGCAUCCAUAUUACCGUUUGCGGCCAGAUCAAUGGGGAUGGCAAAAUUCAAUUCGACAUAACCUCAGCUUGCAUGAUUGUUUCGUGAAGCUUCCGCUGAAACAAACCUCAGCUAGUGGAGUUGUUGGACAUUUCUGGACAGUUGUUCCGGAAUUGGGCGAUAAGCAGACGCUUCGACGACGAAGUCGGGCUGCAGCUCGAGCCGCCAACCGAGCGGCUGCCGCCUCAUCGGGCAGUCCGUCGCAACGAGGCAAGAGCAAAGGAAAUCGCUCACCGAACGAUAACAACAGUGAGAGCAACCCGUCGACACCGCAAAAGCAACAGCUGUUGGAACCUUCCUCCAAUGAGUUGAUUCAUAAUAUGUUUUCAGAUGGAAGUAUGGGAUCAGAUACGAACCUAAGUGACCAUUCAACAAGCACAAGUCCUGAAGCAUCAUCACUCAGUUCGCCGGUUGCCCAAGACAUGUUGUCACCACCGGCUGACCAAACUCAGAUUAAUAGCGUCAUAUUUCAGUUCCAAAACUCGUUGCCAUCUCUGCACAAGCCUUUGCCAUCGUAUAUGAUGAAUCCUCUGAGUUCAGUGUCGAAAGCCACCUCAGCGCCGCCAGUUCCGUCGAACCAAAACGCUUCAUCUGUCAACGAUCCAUCGCAGUCUCCGUCGUCCUCGUCAAGCAACACAAAACUUCAACAAUCGCUCUCACCACCCCUUAACUCCUCGUCAACUCUACUCAACAAUCCAAACAUCGGUCUUGAGGCAGUGCUGAAUAGUGACGAAUACAAGUUAUAUACGCAACAACUGCUAAACGCCUGUAUGUAUCAACAGGGACUCAUGUCAUCGUUGCAACAACUCGCCGAUUUAGCCGUUCACGUCAAUCCAGCAAUCGCUAGCUUACCGUGUGCGUUGUUGGCGAACAAAAUGCCAUUUUUGGGUGGUUUGCUGACCAAUCCGGCUACGAUGGCCGCUCAACUGCCGGCCGUGAGUGCAGCCACUGCGGCCGCGAUCACUGCGGCUGCCGUCGGUCUGGCGCCCAGCUCGUUGACUGGUGCGACGGCUGCGGCCGUUGCAGCCUUAUCGCCACCGGCGGCUGCCACUCCGCAGCUCUCAUCUCCAGGUAGCGGCGGCGGCAGUGCCGGCGGUGGCGGCGGAAACGCCGCCGCAGCUGCGCAAUUGCCCGCGGCACUCUUCAGCGGUCUUCAGUUUCCAGUUAAGACUGAAUCACAGUCAUUCAUGUUUUGA
This is a messenger RNA of Anisakis simplex (herring worm), 1284 nucleotides long. Lineage: Eukaryota; Metazoa; Nematoda; Chromadorea; Rhabditida; Anisakidae. The record is from the annotation of a GenBank genome assembly.